Saccharomycopsis crataegensis is the source of this 237-nucleotide messenger RNA. RefSeq lists its product as uncharacterized. NCBI's taxonomy places the organism in Eukaryota, Fungi, Ascomycota, Saccharomycetes, Ascoideales, Saccharomycopsidaceae. The record is from RefSeq and is a predicted model, not a curated record. The transcript has a single exon. The coding region runs from base 1 to 237 and encodes 78 amino acids.
AUGCUCUUAACAUGCAAAAUCGAUAGCUGUGCCAGAAUUUGGGCAUUUUGUGACUUUAUCCAUAUUCAAGUUAUCAAUACUUCAAAGGAGCCGUUGGAAAGUAUAUUAACAAGAUUCAUUUUAACCUUUGCUGGUUCUGAAGAGAUAGAAAAUUCGGCGGAAAAAAAUCAUCGAGAAACAUUGGUUAAUGGCUUGAUCGAAGGAUCCAAGCUAAAGGAAAAUGAAAGAGUCAAAUAG